GGGGGAGGGAGGGAGGGAGGGGGGGGCGUUUGUGUGUCAGACGGUAUUCCUGCUCGUCUCGCUCCACCGGUUGAGUUAAAUCAGAGGCAGUCACUGGCACGCUGCGGUGGUCUCUCUCUAUCUCUGUCCGUCCUGCUCUGAAAGCAUCAACAACCUCCGGGUUCGUCUCCACAGGACUCGCUGAGGCCCUCGCCCAAGGCCUGUAUCAGUCACCACAGACGCACCCUGCCGACACGGCCCCCUGUUUAAAAGUCCUAGGAUCUGGCACUAAAAAGGGAAAAUGCAGAAUCUAACGGCAGGAGCGACAGAAGGGAUAGCGCUGACAUGUGGCAUGUCUGGAAGCCAUGAAUUCAUCUUCACCCUGGUGCCCAUCGUCUACGGCUGCAACUUUGUCAUCGGCAUCGUCGGAAACAGCAUGGUGGUGGCUGUCAUCUACUGCUACACGAAGCUCAAGACGGUGGCCAACAUCUUCGUCCUCAACCUCGCCGUCUCCGACCUCACCUUCGUCAUCACGCUGCCCAUGUGGGCGACGUUUACCGCCACGGGGUACUACUGGCCCUUCGGAGGGUUCCUGUGCAAGGCCAGCGCAGGGCUGGUGAUUUUCAACCUUUACACCAGCAUCUUCUUCCUCACGGCGCUCAGCAUCGACCGCUACCUGGCCAUCGUGCACCCGAUGCGAUCGCGCCGCUUCCGCACCGUCAUGUACGCGCGCAUCACCUGCGUACUGAUCUGGCUCUUUGCUUUCGUGCUCAGCGUUCCCACGGCACUGACCAGGGACGUCCACGACAUUGAAAUCUCCAACACCACGGUGUGCGCCAUUCUGCACCCGAAAAAGGACCAGGUCAUGAGGUUGAAGGAGCUCCUCCUGGCCAUCGGCAUUAUGAAAAGCUUGCUGGGCUUCCUGAUACCAUUCGUCAUCAUCAUCACAUGCUAUUGCCUCAUCGGACGAGCUCUGCUGGGGGCGAAGCACAUCCAGAAAAGCUCCCGCUCCCGGGACGACGAGGCCCUGCUCAUGCUCACGGCGGCCGUCCUGGCCUUCUUCCUGUGCUGGGCGCCCCACCAGGUGUUCCACUUCAUGCAGUUGCUCACCCAGCUCACGCUGGCGGAGAACUGCGCCAUCCUGGAGAUCAUCGACACCGCCAUGCCCUUCACCAUCUGCAUCGCCUUCUUCAACAGCUGCGUCAACCCCAUCGUGUAUGGCUUCGUGGGGCGCAACUUCCGCAAGAACCUGCUGCGUCUGUUGCGCUGCUCGCCGACCGGGGCUCCCGGGGCCCACCCGAGCAUCACCUCCAAGAUGAGCGCGCUCUCUUUCCGAGCGUCAGAGGCGCUCAGCCUUACAGUCAAAAGCAAUGACUUGUCUGAUGUCAAGUGAUAAAAAAAAAAAAAAAAAAAAAAAAGAAGAAGAAGAAGAAGAAGAAGAAAGAAACGGUGGUAGGAUUUCACUCUCCGGACCCUUUUUGUCGGCGGUUAAGAGGCUGGAGAUGGAGACAUUCCUUGCUUUUGAAGCCCCAACUGUAUUACCAAGCACUGAACCAUGCAGAACGGUUUAAAUGUUCGUGUAAGACCAAAAUAUUACCUUGUACAAUGCUCCUUUGCAGGAUAAUUAUCCCUACCCAUCAAGUGUCUUAUAACGUUCUGGCAAAUUAAUGUCACUAAAUAAAUAAUUAUAAAAAAAAUAUUAAAAAAAAAUCCAGGAAUAAGUUAUAUUAAUUCAGCAUCGCCCUGCUGGAGAAGACUAUAUAUAAUUACUGAUCACUUAUUCCAUUAUUUAUAUGAUCUCUGCAUGUUCUGCAAGAUUUUGUCAGCGUCGUGCCUUAAUGAUACAGUGCAGUAAUAUAUUGUCCUGUGAUAAGCGUUCUGUGUGCUCAGCAGGUCUUUUACCAGUUGGAACAGUGAUCAAGUGCUCAGCGAAGAUGCUGGAGCUGAAAAGAAAAGAAAAAAACAAAAAACAAAACCCACGAGCAGCUGUAUACUUGGGAUGAUUUUAGAUGUGUAGCAAAUCGUCACGUACAGUAAAUAUCUGUAUUCCAUAUGGUAUUGUAAAAGGUGUGUCCCUCGUGAAAAAUGUAUAAUACGUGUUCGUAUAAUAAGAAGAACGGCUGAGAUGCUGCCAAGUCUGUAAGUAGCAUACUGUAAAAACUCACAAGCACUCCAGGUUGGGUGAUCCUUGUUCAUGUCUCUGGUGGUUGUCUUUGUGGUAUUUAAACAUGUUUUUUUUGUUUUGUUUUUUUGUUUUUUUCUACUCUGUAUGUGUACAUUUUGUGAAUAUAUGAAAAUAGAAAUAAAAUUUAAAGAUCA
Mugil cephalus (flathead mullet) is the source of this 2298-nucleotide messenger RNA. It is a transcript of the gene agtr1b, whose product is annotated as angiotensin II receptor, type 1b. Gene Ontology annotation, molecular function: angiotensin type II receptor activity. Gene Ontology annotation, biological process: regulation of vasoconstriction; immune response; G protein-coupled receptor signaling pathway. NCBI's taxonomy places the organism in Eukaryota, Metazoa, Chordata, Actinopteri, Mugiliformes, Mugilidae. The transcript is spliced from 2 exons. The coding region runs from base 281 to 1372 and encodes 363 amino acids. The record is from RefSeq and is a predicted model, not a curated record. Gene Ontology annotation, cellular component: membrane.